AUGGGUGUCUAUAAAGAUAAAGAUUAUAGAAUGAACUUAUACAAGAUUUUUGCAAGGAUAAAACAAAGAGAAUAUAAAUGGAAGCUUGAUUAACUAUCUUGUAAGUCUAUGAAUUGCCAUAUAGAUGUAGGGUUGGUCUAAAAUGGCAAGCGGAAUGAAGGAUACAAAUUUAAAGUUACAAAAUUAAGUAUUAACGAAAAAAUAGCCUAAAACUAGAGAAGGAAUGAAACUGUAUUUGUUUAUGGUUAAUAACUAUGGAGUAUUCAUAGCUUAGUUUAGUCAAGAAUUAAAUUGCCAUGA
This is a messenger RNA of Paramecium octaurelia, 300 nucleotides long. The record is from the annotation of a GenBank genome assembly. NCBI's taxonomy places the organism in Eukaryota, Ciliophora, Oligohymenophorea, Peniculida, Parameciidae.